CCCGGGAGCUCGCACGGGAGCCCAAGCCAGCUUGCUGCGGAGGCCGGCGAGCGCCCGGCGCUCUCAGGCGCGCGAAGGAGAUGGCUGGCACCCGGGAACAAUAUGGGUGAAAGCCCAGCCUCUGCGGUUCUUAAUGCCUCAGCAGGAUUAUUUUCACUAAAGAUGGAAACACUGGAGUCUGAAUUGACCUGUCCAAUCUGCCUCGAGUUGUUUGAAGACCCCCUUCUGCUCCCUUGUGCUCAUAGCUUGUGUUUCAGCUGUGCCCAUCGCAUCCUGGUCUCAAGCUGCAGCUCCGGUGAAUCCAUUGAACCCAUUACUGCUUUUCAGUGUCCUACAUGCAGGUAUGUUAUCUCGCUGAAUCACCGGGGCCUGGAUGGCCUCAAGAGGAAUGUGACCCUGCAGAACAUUAUUGAUCGCUUCCAGAAGGCUUCAGUCAGUGGGCCCAAUUCUCCAAGCGAGAGCCGUCGGGAGAGGACUUACAGGCCAAGCUCCGCCAUGUCUAGUGAGAGAAUUGCUUGCCAAUUCUGUGAGCAGGACCCUCCGAGAGAUGCUGUGAAGACAUGCAUCACCUGUGAGGUCUCCUACUGUGACCGUUGCCUUCGGGCCACACACCCUAACAAGAAACCUUUCACCAGUCAUCGCCUGGUGGAACCAGUUUCAGACACACAUCUUCGAGGGAUUACCUGCCUGGACCAUGAGAAUGAGAAAGUGAACAUGUACUGUGUAUCUGAUGACCAAUUGAUCUGUGCCUUAUGCAAACUGGUGGGUCGUCACCGAGACCAUCAGGUCGCUUCCCUGAAUGAUCGAUUUGAGAAACUAAAGCAAACUCUGGAGAUGAACCUUACCAACCUGGUUAAACGCAACAGCGAACUAGAAAAUCAAAUGGCCAAACUAAUACAGAUCUGCCAGCAGGUUGAGGUGAAUACUGCUAUGCAUGAGGCAAAACUUAUGGAAGAAUGUGACGAGUUGGUAGAGAUUAUCCAGCAGAGGAAGCAAAUGAUUGCUGUCAAAAUCAAAGAGACAAAGGUUAUGAAACUGAGAAAAUUGGCACAGCAGGUUGCUAAUUGCCGCCAGUGUCUUGAACGGUCAACAGUCCUCAUCAACCAAGCUGAGCACAUCUUGAAAGAAAAUGACCAAGCACGGUUUCUACAAUCUGCAAGAAAUAUCGCUGAAAGGGUCGCUAUGGCAACUGCGUCUUCUCAAGUUCUGAUUCCAGACAUCAAUUUUAAUGAUGCCUUUGAAAACUUUGCUUUAGAUUUUUCUAGAGAAAAGAAACUAUUGGAGGGGCUAGACUAUUUAACAGCCCCAAACCCACCAUCUAUCCGAGAAGAACUCUGUACUGCCUCCCAUGACACCAUUACAGUCCAUUGGAUCUCGGACGAUGAGUUCAGCAUCAGCUCCUAUGAGCUUCAGUACACCAUAUUCACUGGCCAGGCUAACUUCAUCAGCCUGUAUAAUUCAGUGGAUAGCUGGAUGAUUGUGCCCAACAUUAAACAGAACCAUUACACAGUGCAUGGACUCCAGAGUGGGACACGCUACAUCUUUAUUGUGAAAGCCAUAAAUCAAGCGGGCAGCCGGAACAGUGAACCCACCAGACUAAAAACAAACAGCCAACCCUUUAAGCUAGAUCCCAAAAUGACUCACAAGAAGUUGAAGAUAUCCAACGAUGGAUUGCAGAUGGAGAAGGACGAAAGCUCUCUGAAGAAAAGCCAUACCCCAGAGAGAUUUAGUGGAACAGGGUGUUAUGGGGCAGCAGGAAAUAUAUUCAUUGACAGUGGCUGCCACUACUGGGAGGUGGUCAUGGGUUCUUCAACAUGGUAUGCAAUUGGUAUUGCCUACAAAUCAGCUCCAAAGAAUGAGUGGAUUGGCAAGAAUGCCUCUUCCUGGGUCUUCUCCCGAUGUAAUAGUAACUUCGUGGUGAGACAUAACAACAAGGAAAUGCUGGUGGAUGUGCCCUCCCAGUUGAAGCGUCUAGGUGUCCUCUUAGAUUAUGACAACAACAUGCUGUCUUUCUACGAUCCAGCUAACUCUCUCCAUCUCCAUACUUUUGAUGUGACCUUCAUUCUUCCAGUUUGUCCAACAUUCACAAUCUGGAAUAAAUCCCUAAUGAUCCUGUCUGGCUUGCCUGCCCCAGAUUUUAUUGAUUAUCCUGAGAGGCAGGAAUGCAACUGCAGGCCUCAAGAGUCCCCCUAUGUGUCUGGGAUGAAAGCCUGCCAUUAAGUGUCAAGAGAGCAUGUGAGUCACUGGCUCUCCAGUUCAGCACUUCUUCCCCUCUCAAGCCUCCAUUAGUGUUUCAUAUAUGAGAUACAAAAUAAAGUUCAUUGGGAGCACCCAAAAUAACUAGAUAGUGUAGACUUAAUUUUUGUGCAUUAAAGCUUAUGUUCGAAUUCAUGUAUUGAGUUACUCAGAACAAAUUAUCUGAAUAGUGUGGGUUUAUGCCAUUGGGGAAGAUUUUUAGAGAAUAUCUCUGUCAUCAUUGGAGAAUUAAAAAUUCCCAAUGAUUUGGGAGUAUAAAUGACACUGGAAGGAAUUAGCCUUUCUAGCAGUGGCUUGUUUGACCAGGUAAAAUUUGCACAGUGUCAAAUUAUCACAUAUUGUAUGUCAUUUUUUAAUAAACUAAUAAUCAAGGUGUUAUGAGAAUAUCAUACAUGUGUAUAUAUAAUAUAUAAAAUGACUGAAUUCAUUUUAUGAGCAAAAUGACAUAGAUCAUUUUAUCUAUUACAUAUAUACAAUAAACCUUAAUUUGUUCAUAUAAAUGAGAAAUAUAUUGAAAAGGAAAAUAAAUUAUACUGUCCAUUCUUAUUCCCUAGAUGAGACAUCACAGUAGACUGGCGGUUUUCUCUUCUUCCCUUUUAGCCUUUCUUUCCCCCUCUUGUCACACAUACAAACACAUGCAAUCAUCAAGACACAGGAAGUAAGAGAGGAGCUCUUGGUUAGAUUAGGAGAGAUGUGUGGACAAGAUUGCAUAAGAGAUGCUAAUGCUACAUUGAAAAUUGAUUCUGGUAGAAGUGUACUGUGUAGCAUAAUUUCGUUGAUAUUAUUUAAUAGAGGAGAUUUAUUUGAAUUAUUAAAAAUUGCCAUAGACUAUUUCAAAGAAAUAUAGUUUUGUUACUCUCAAAUACAUAGUUACUAGACUUAAGCUGGAAAAUAGAGUUGCAUAAGGGAGUUUCUAUAGAACUCACCUUAUUUGAUCAGUAAGAAUAGUGUUACAGGUUCAACAACUAUAUGAAUACAAAUGUACUUGUAUUUUCAGAUGAAGCACUCCUGAGACACUAUUUUCCUCGAUAGGAUCCAUACUUAUUCUUUUGUGAUUUUGUUUAUGUUAUUCAUUCACUUCAUGACAAAUAACAAAUUCCAUCCUACUUUUCAUCAGACUAGUUAAAGGAAAUUGAGCUUCAUGGUCUGUUACUUCAUCAGUUAUUUUGCAGAGAUUGGAAACGCCAGAGAAAUAGAGCCUUCUCCCAGGAGCAAAGUCUACUCUGGGUAGUUGUAAAAUGAUUACCCCUGUGUAAUUGUAAUGUGACAGUAGUAGCCAUUACCUGGAUUGUGUGUAGCCUUGAUGCAGUGUCAAAUGUUUCCCCCUCGUUCUACCAGCAUGGUGGAUUCUUAUUUAUUAAUUUGUUCAAUGAACUAUAUUAGAUGCCACACUACUGCUGCAAGAGUGCACAUAUUACUAAAAUACAGUCCUUGCUGUCAAAUGACUCACUCUUAUGCACAAGAGACAACAUAUCUCUGUAAAUCCCACUUAAUAACACUUAUGGAUUGUUUGCUUAUCUACCAUGAAAAGCAAGAUCAGUGCCGAUACACAAAGAAGGCUCAGAUUUACAUGUCAAGUGGUGAAGUCAGUUUCUUUGGCUUUAAAUGUCAUAUGUACCUUAUGGCUCAUCAGGAAAUGAGCAACCUCAGUAAAGCUCUGCAGUGCUGGUAACAAGCUUGGGAUAUUAGAAAGCUCCCAGCCUUGAGAUUGAGAUAGUUAGUUCUAGCUUCUCUGCCAUAAACUAGCAGUGUGACCUCAGGAAAGCACUUCUCCAAGCCUGUUUCCUCUUCUGUAAAAUGAUUCCGAUUUUAUAAGGCUGGUGUAAAAGUUUAACAAGGUAGUGUGUAUCAGUUGCCUAGCACAGCACCUGGCAUUCACUAUGUGUGCCACCAUCAUUCAUCUUUCCCCCAAUAUGAUUCAUUUAUUUUUUUGGAACAAAGCUUUAUUCCCUAUUCUAUAUUUGACUGCAGCCUGAGACUGCCUUUCCUUGUCCCCUCUUCCCUCAGUUAACUAGCAACCUCCCAAACUGGUUUAUGUGACCCUCUGUGGCACUCCUCUGGCACACUGAGCACCCCCUCUCAGCAAUAAUCACAUUGUAUGGUAGUAUUUUUCAGGAUGUCAUUUUCUGAAUGCCAUCCUCAGCAGACCCAUUUUAGAUCCACCCUUAGUGAUUUCUUCCUUAAAACAAUGGAUUCUUGGCCCCUACUCCUGAUAUACUUAAUUAGACUGUCUGGGAACAUAAAUAAACUUACAUUUGUGACAGGCUUCUCAGGUUAUUCUGAUUCACACAAAAGUUUAAUGUAUAGUAAUUAUCUUCUCGACUAGAGUGGGAAUACCUUGAGGGUAAGGACUGUGGUUUUUGUUGUUGUUGUAUUUUUAAUACCUAGCACAGUGUCUGGAACAAAGUAGUUGCCUGGCUAAUGUUUCUUAAAAGAAUGUAUGAAUGAACAAAUGAAUAAUCAAAAUUGCUCUGUUUGACUGUGAUGUCCAUUAGUGGUAUUUGUUAUUCUUGGGCAAGUUGGUUACUUAUUUAGUCUGUAUUGAUAUUAGUUUGUAAAUGUACCAGGGCUUAUACAUACAAAUGAACAUUGUUCCAAAUUGACAGUUAUCAUGGAGGAUUGUCUUUGGAGCAUGUGGUACCAUUCUCCCAAUAACAUUUCAUGUUUUCAUGAACUUCAAUGAACUUUGUUGUUCUUUGAAGGUAGAUUUAAGUUUUCAUUAUAGGCAGAGUUAAGCCUACUGAAAUAGGCUACUGAAAUAUAAACUGGGAAAUUUAAUAGGGUUUGUGGUAAGCAAUGAAGCUUGACUUUGAAAUCCCAACUUCUGAGGCACAUAAUUGAAAUGCCUUCCAAGAAACAACAUGGUGGCAGAUUACUCAGAGGGCUAUGAUGGGUUCCAGAUAUUUACUUCAGUAAACUUAAGGACUUUCAUAAAAUACUGGCAAUGGCAGGGACCAGAGGCUACCUCUAGCUAAAGCCAGUUGCACAAACGGAACAUGACCUACAUUUAACAUCUUCAAGAAAUGUGAUUCCAUAAACGUGGUUGUUGUUGCUUUACUUGAUCUAACUAUUCAGAACUUUUUCUCCUAGAAAAUUAUUUUCUGUCUGCAAUUUAUGCUUGUUUCCACUUUUUAUAUUGUCUUGUUGAAGAAAGCACAAAAUAAAGCUAAGCUUGUUUUGAGAAUACGAAAGAAAUUUUAAUGCCACAUUGAUGUUCUUGCUACUUGUAAGAGUAACUGCAUCUGGCUGUGUUUUUAUUAUGUAAUUCCAUUGUGUGUCUUUGGAUGCAGUGAAGUUCAUAUUGCAACAAAAUCACUUAUACAUGCUUUUCAGCUCAAGCAUUCUAGGUGAAUUCUCUCAGCUUUCAUGGUUUACAUAUUUGUAUAUGACUACCUGGAUGGAUCAAUUAAUGGAUGGACUUUUAAAUAAGCUCAGAUGCUGAAACCCCUUCUUUCAAGGAAUGGAGAAUGUGAGGCAGGUAGACAUUAACCACUCCCACAAUUAUUUGUAGCUCCUGAAGCCAAUUCCAGCCUGAGAGCCAUUGGGCUGUAUUUGGCUGUGCAUUACAAGUUGGCCAGAUUUAUUGCCAUCAGGUCAGACAAAACUGCCUUUUAUGGUGUGGUCUGCCAGCGUCAGAAAUAUGCUGUGUUAUUGUUAUUGGCUAGAAUAUUUAUUAGACUAUUGUUGGACUAUUUUUUAUCAAAUGCUUUACCCCAGGCUUGUUUGUACUGGGAGCUCUGGACGAAUAGUGUCUCUCCUAGUAACAGAAAUAUGAGCAUCUGUGGAUUACACAGUUUCACCCCUCUCUAAAGAUCCCAACCCAUCCAAAAUGCUAUAUUAUGAAUUAAAUAAAUAUAUAUGUAUUCA
Messenger RNA from Peromyscus eremicus (cactus mouse), 6123 nucleotides. It is a transcript of the gene Mid2, whose product is annotated as midline 2. Gene Ontology annotation, molecular function: protein binding; zinc ion binding. NCBI's taxonomy places the organism in Eukaryota, Metazoa, Chordata, Mammalia, Rodentia, Cricetidae. The transcript has 10 exons. The record is from RefSeq and is a predicted model, not a curated record. Bases 103 to 2220 code for a protein of 705 amino acids.